AUGGCGACAGCUAAUGGUUCACUGUGCAACAUCUCCGGGUCCGUGUCCGAGAAUGGAAGCUUGGUCGGCUGCAUGGAGUCGGAUAUUGAGCAGGCAACGGUUGAAUCGAUUCAGGCGUGGUUCGCUUACCUGGAGCCGGCACACAAGCUGAUCGCAAACUUGGCUGUCGCUGAUUUCAUCAUGGGCGUCCGAGGAGUCUUCAUUUUUCCAAUUACCUUUCUAAUCGAAUUCCCGCCAAAGAUAAUAUGCCUUGGACAUGGCGCUGUCGUUACGCUCUCGGCACUCGCAUCAAUGAACUUUCUGAUUGUCAUCAACGUAGACAGGUACAUUGCAAUAUCGCGACCGCUACACUACUACCAGAUCGUCACACCGCGCGUUAUCCUAGUAAUGGCAGUCCUCGCUUGGAGCUUUGCCUUCUUCGCAAGCGUGAUGACUUUUAUUGGCAACCGCUGGCAGCCGGAUCUACCAUGCAUCUUUGACAUCAUAUCGAGUAGAAUAUCUGUCAUCUUAAUCUCGGUAAUUGUCUUGACGUUGGGCGCCGCCAUCGUCUCCAUCUACGCUUACAUGAUGAUGAUUGCCAAGCACCACCAGCGGCAGAUCCACCAGGAACCGAUCAGCAGCGGUUUGCAGGAGGCAGUAGCGACCGGAAAAUCCUUCUCUGCUGAGCUCGCCAAGCAUCUGAAGCUUGCCAAGACGUUUGGCAUCGUCGUCGGCGCCUUCGUCGUCUGCUGGACUCCGUACCUCUUCCUGACGCUGCUGAGCGUCGCCGACGUCUACCACGACACUUUCGGCGUGGCGACAGGCUUCGGCUUUCUGAUGGCAGACUCCAACUUUUUCAUAAACUUUUUCAUAUAUGCUUUAAAGAGCAGUCAGUUCCGCGCCGCCUUCCGGGCGGUGUUGCCCUCGCGUGGACACUAA
Messenger RNA from Priapulus caudatus, 918 nucleotides. RefSeq names its product cannabinoid receptor 1-like. The record is from RefSeq and is a predicted model, not a curated record. The transcript is spliced from 2 exons. Lineage: Eukaryota; Metazoa; Priapulida; Priapulimorpha; Priapulimorphida; Priapulidae. Gene Ontology annotation, biological process: G protein-coupled receptor signaling pathway. Gene Ontology annotation, molecular function: trace-amine receptor activity. Gene Ontology annotation, cellular component: membrane. The coding region runs from base 1 to 918 and encodes 305 amino acids.